UGCGUUUCGCAAAUUCAAAAACUUCAAAGCUCUACAUAAUAAUUUUUAAAUAAAUAAAAAGCAAUGGUACAAUUCGAUUACCAUUCAGCUCGCACGCGAAGCCGAUUACCGGUUAAAUUUUUCGCUCUUACAAAAUCAACCCUUUCGGAUUGAAAACGAAGUGCGAUUCGUACACGCAGUCGACGCGUGAGCGUAAGCAGUAAUCAUAACGACGCGAGAUGUUGCAAUUUUUCGGCCGAAAAAUCAAACGUUGCCACUGCGGUACAUAAAUGCAAGAACACGGUGGACGUGCGUGUGUGUGAUUCUUUGAGAUAUCGACGAGUUUAUUACAAGAUUCACGAGCUAUGAUCAAUUCACUGCUCUAAUAAGUUCUCAAAGUUAAUUGACAAUUCUUUAUAAUUGUUUAAUAUUAUAAAAAUAAUUACUUAACCUCAACUGUAAAAAGUUUUGCCGACAAUUAACGAAAGUUAUGCAAGAAAUUUUAAAAAGUUUUAAGUGAAAUUAUAUCAGUAAUUUUCUUCGACACGCUUGUUUACUAAUUGAAUUAUUUCGUUUAAAAUGUCGAAUAUUUUACGAGCGUACAAACAAUUAAUAGUUAAGUAUCCUUUAGGAAUGCAAGCUUUGCAAGCAGGUGCUCUCAUGGGAUUGGGCGAUCAAUUUGCACAAAACUUAGUUGAAAGAAAAUCUUUCAAAGAAUUGAAUUUCGAUAGGACAGCAAAAUUUUUUGCAAUAGGCUUUUGCAUUGCAGGUCCUGCUACCAGAACUUGGUAUGGAAUUUUAGACAGAUAUUUUGGUUCAAAAGGAGCUACAACUGUCAUUAAAAAAGUUGCCUGUGAUCAAUUUCUUUUUGCGCCAGCAUUUAUAGUAGUCUUGUUAAGUGCAAUAGGUUUAUCUCAAGGAAAAAAUAUCCAUGAACUCAAAGGUACUCUAGAAAAUGAAUAUCCAGAAAUUCUCUACAAUAAUUAUAAAUUAUGGCCGUGGGUACAAUUAGUUAAUUUUUACAUUGUACCUUUGAACUACCAAGUUUUGGUAGUACAAUUUGUUGCUUUGAUAUGGAAUGCAUACAUUUCAUACAGAACUAAUAAAGAAGAUUGACCUAUAACUACUCAAUUUAUCACACUAUUUAAUUUUUAAUAAUUUUAUGUAAGUGUUAAUCUCUAUGUUAAAUUAGUUGUAAAAUAGUCUGAAAUAUUUCAUUUCUAUAAUUGUUUAAUGUAAGCUGACAUUUGUACAAAAAAAGUUGAAGAUAUUCAAAUUUGUAUAGAUAUUUAAUGUAAAAAUUUGUGAAAGGAAUUGUAAAAAUUAUCCAUUUGGGCUUCCAUGUCAAUAGAUAUUUGUAUUUUUGUAAAGUGCUUAGAAAAGAAUAACAACAAAUACAUAUUUUUGCCAUAAAUCAGUAGUAUCAACAAUAAAAUAUGAAGUUCUAGGUUUUACAGUUUUUACAAGCCAAAGUCUCCACUAGUCUAUGAAAUUUUUAACUUUUUCAAUUGCAAAGUGCCCCUUAUACAUAUUAAAAGCUAAA
Molecule: messenger RNA, 1522 nt
Organism: Trichogramma pretiosum
Lineage: Eukaryota; Metazoa; Arthropoda; Insecta; Hymenoptera; Trichogrammatidae
Gene: Mpv17
Product: protein Mpv17
Exons: 4
Coding region: 559-1095 (178 amino acids)
Cellular component (GO): cytoplasm; membrane
Source: RefSeq, a predicted model, not a curated record